Molecule: messenger RNA, 621 nt
Organism: Hyaloperonospora brassicae
Lineage: Eukaryota; Oomycota; Peronosporomycetes; Peronosporales; Peronosporaceae
Source: the annotation of a GenBank genome assembly
AUGGCGUCUCGGCCCGACAGCGGCCCGACGCGCUCUUCCUGCACGGCGCCCGCAUCCCCCGGCACGUCGUCCAUGUCCUCACGCUCUAGUGAUGAUACCCCUCACCUCCACGAGCCGCUGGCGCCGCCCGUGAACUCGUUCGCGAACGCCAGCACGACGACCAAAGCCCUGACGCCUCACCGCCAGCUGGGCGAGCUGCUGCGCUCGAUCGACCCCAAGUACUGCUUCCAUCCCGCCGUCGAGGAGCUGUUGCUGGACAUGGCGUCUGACUUUGUACAGGACGUGGUCGAGUUUUCGGGACAACUGGCGAAGCACCGGCGGUCGACGACCGUAGAGCCGCGGGACCUGCAGUUUUGUCUCGCCAAGAACUAUGGCAUCUCGCUCGCGGGUGUCCUGCCGACGGCAACUAGUGGCGCCAAGUCGGCCUCAGCACUGAGGCCAUUGGGUCAGGACCUGCUCGUGCGGGCUCGACCAGCAAAGAGCUCGUUGCACAUGCAUCGAAUGGCGCGAAAGCGCACCUCGGUGCUGCACACGAAAACGAAGCUCAAGACCGCGCAGGCAGUGAAAGCUACGGAAGGCAGCAGGAAGGUCGUGUGCAAGGCGAGUAGUGUCAGCAAGUAG